This is a messenger RNA of Phacochoerus africanus (Common warthog), 2037 nucleotides long. It is a transcript of the gene TCIM, whose product is annotated as transcriptional and immune response regulator. Gene Ontology annotation, molecular function: Notch binding. The coding region runs from base 67 to 387 and encodes 106 amino acids. Gene Ontology annotation, cellular component: nucleus; cytosol. The transcript has a single exon. The record is from RefSeq and is a predicted model, not a curated record. Gene Ontology annotation, biological process: negative regulation of Notch signaling pathway; endothelial cell activation involved in immune response. Lineage: Eukaryota; Metazoa; Chordata; Mammalia; Artiodactyla; Suidae.
ACCGAUUUCGCUACAGACUCUCUGGAGAGCCUUGGAGCAGAAUUCCCGAAGAUUCCCACAUCAUCGAUGAAAGCAAAGCCAAGCCACCCAGCCGUCAGCAUGUCCACCUCGCUGCGAGUGAGCCCGUCCAUCCGAGGCUACCACUUCGACACGGCCUCCCGCAAGAAAGCCGUGGGCAACAUCUUUGAAAACAUAGACCAAGAAGCGCUCCAAAGGCUCUUCAAAAACUCGGGGGACAAGAAAGCAGAGGAGAGAGCGAAGAUCAUUUUCGCCAUCGAUCAGGAUCUGGAGGAGAAAACGCGAGCCCUGAUGGCCCUGAAGAAGAGGACGAAAGACAAGCUCUUCCAGUUUCUGAAACUGGAGAAAUAUUCCAUCAAAGUUCACUGAGGACCAGGAGAUGGAUAAGGACCUUAUCCAAGAAUGGACGUUUAAAGAGCACCUGAGUCCGCGAGACCCUAAUACACACACAGCAUCUCGUGGUUGCUGCCUUGCAAGUUUCUCUUGCACCAGGACCUGAGGACUCUGAAGCAGGAAAGGAGCAGAUGAACUGGUUACAAAGACUCCGAUCAACUUCACGUCUGUGCUGUGAUAGCCGCUGUGACAGCGGAGAAAGAAAUGCUUGCAGCCGGCACUGGAAAAUUCUCCCCCGGGAAAGGACUGAUGCUCACGUUGGGAGAAAAGUCUGGACAGAUGUAAUUGUAAUGAGAAUUCAAUAUAACAGAAGGCUGGAGAAGAAUUGCAGCCAGGGUCUUAGAGUCAGACCCUAGGACUUAAACUCAACCCGAACUUUUUUUUUUUUUUUUUUUUCCUUUAAGCAAACUGGGUGGCGGGAGGGAGAUGGGAGAGAAGGCACAGGAGAGAGACUUUCACAUGGCAAUGGUUUACCGAAUUUUUUAUUUGAAUGUUCAAAAUAUUGCCAAGCUUCAGUGUUGUCUAUGGGUCGUUUUUUUAAGAGAUCAGUGAUUGAUCAUUUAUUUGCAUUUAUUACAAUGCCUUAAAAGUGCACCGCAGGGGUGGAGGUACAAAUUUAAGGAACUGUGGGGUUUUCAGCAGCUCCGUGAAACCGUACGCCACCUUCUGGUUAUUAAGGGUUUUUUAUGCAUUUCACUUCGGUUGCACAAGUUAAAUGAUGGGGUCCUUCAUAAAUCCAAAAUACUGUGAAUGAACUUUACAGUUUUUUUUUAAAUCUUCUAACUAAUGCUAAAAUAUAACCUAAAUUUCUCUUAGCUACUGCAGUAAGCAUUAGGAAGUGAAUAUGAUACACUUAAUAGUUUAUAAAUAUGCUACGGUUUCUAUAAUUUAUUAUACAUGACAAAUGAUAUGCAACCUUAAUAAAUUAUUAUAAACGUAGCUGUUCUUGGUGUGUGAUGAUUGAUCUCAAAGGAAAAAGAAGGUGGUAAUUUUUAUUCUUAUAAACUUUUCUAAGGAUUUUACUCUAGGAAUACAAGGUACUUUUGAAGUAACUUUAGAUCAAUUGUCAUACUUAUUCAAAGCAAAUUCUUACAUAAAGUAUAUAGAGAGUUUCUCUGCCCUAACUUUAAAAUAUAAGAUACCAACAUAGAAAUUCAUGGGUUGACAUCAGUAUUGUUGUUUAUGUGUCCACGGAGGGUGAGUUUUAAAAGGCUUUUCUCUCCAUAUUUUUGAAAAUUUUCCUCUCUGGCUAUAGUAGCUGUGUACAUUUAUUUCUCCCCAAACAAUAUACUUGGGGGUUAGAGUCUGAAUUAUGAUCAAGAUUUUGUGGAUUAUCAAUGUUUAUUUAAUACAAACCAAUAUGGGAAUAACAUUAUGGUCUCUGCCCAUUUCCUCAUAAAUUUAUAAUAAAAUAUUUCUAAGAGGGCAUACAUCAAUGCCUGCUGCACCUGACCAGCAGAAAGAAUUAAAAAAAAAAUCCCUAGAAAUUGUUUCAGAAACAUCUACACAGCUUUUUUGAAACUGCUGAUCCUAGUAAAACAAAAGUGAAAGAUCUGAAAUCUUUGGGGAGAGUUAUAAGUCAGGUUUUUAAAGAACACAAUAAAGGCGAUAAAGUGGUCCAAUCUA